UUUGUAUACCUGCCAAAUGUACACGAUCUGUUCGUCUGUAACAUGGUCAUACCCGCAACUCGGUAUUUAGGAACGUUUAUUCAAAGGAGAAAUUGACCUACAAAUGCUACAAUUUCCUGUCGAGCCAAGUAAACGUGCCAAUUUCAAGUGCAAGUAGAAAACAGGAAUGAACCAGCACCAUUUGUUUAUUACGUGAUUAUUCCUGUAUUCAGCUUCGGUCGUACGAUUAUUCAAUAUGAUCGACUGAUGCUAUUAACUGCUCUGCCCGAAUGAUGCGCGUGUAGAUGCGAAUGGUGAAAGUCUGUUGAUCACUCUGCUCAACCCUGUUGAGGAGGACACGGGAGGCCUGGCCUUGGAACAGACUAUAUAAAGCCAAUGUAACAGUUUGGUUGGGAGACAACCUGCAUGGAGCCGUUGUGAGGCAAACUGCAAGGGCCACAUACAAUUCACACAACUCGUCUAAAUCAACAACUUACUGUCAUUUUAAUCAGGAAUCACGAAACGACAAAGGUGCAGCGAAUAAGACAGAUCGAUGGCCGACGAGAGGAAGGAAACGUCGGAGAGCGAAGUCAUCGAGGGUAUGAACGUCGAUGAAGGUGUUGUUGGCGAGGUCUACGGCGAGGAAAAGCAGACACAAUGUGGUAUUGGGGCAUGGCAUCCCCGUCGCUUGCAGUUCUGUAACAGUCCAAUCGGCUUCCUGAUAUGCUUAUGCUUCUUCGGUUUCACGCAAGGUAUGACGGUCAAUGGCAUCGUGUACGUGGUAACGACCACACUCGAACGCAGGUUCAACCUCCCGAGCGUCCAGAGCGGCUUCAUCUCGAGCUCGUACGACUUCGGUGUCCUACUGGUCGUCGUCUUCGUCACGUACUUCGGAGAGAGGGCUCACAAACCGAGGUGGUUGGGGAUAGGAGCUUUGGGGUUCGCGGCAAGCUCGUUCCUGUUUUCCUUGCCACAUUUCACGACUGGACGUUACCAGUACCAGACGGCAGGCAUUGACACUUGUUCACUGGAUGGCAACGCGACCCUUGAUCGGGAGUGUACGGGGAGCUCUGGAGGACUCAGUCACUACAUUGGUGUCUUCAUCCUCGCCCAACUCCUGCACGGAUUCAGUGCAUCUGGUAUCUACACAUUGGGUGUCACCUACAUCGAUGAGAAUGUUGAGACCAAACGCUCACCUCUGUAUGUGGGUCUCUUUCAGGGUAUGUCAACGCUUGGCCCAGCCUUAGGGUAUCUCAUCGGGGGACUCUUCUUAAACCACUAUACGGACGUAACCAUAGAUCAAGAAAGCUUAACGAUUUCUUCAGACAGUCCUUUAUGGGUUGGUGCUUGGUGGCUUGGUUUCAUCCUGACAGGAUGCAUGGCUCUAUCGAUCGCUCUUCCUUUCCUCAUGUUUCCAAGAUCUAUGCCAGCGGCCAAAGAGUUAGCUUUGAAGAGAGUAUCUCAAACACAGAAAGGUUCUGAGUUUGCUGCACGGGCGGGCUACGGAAACGCUUUGAAAGAUUUCCCCAAAGCCAGCUUAAACCUGAUUAAAAACAUCCCUUUCAUGUGUGUGAACGGAGCUGCCAUCACCGAGUGGUUUAUCAUAUCAUCCCUUGCGACAUUUGGACCGAAGUUUAUGGAAACGCAAUUCAACAUUCCUGCAAGUGAUGCAGCAUUAAAAACAGGUUUUCUUGUGAUCCCUGCCAGUCUCUGCGGUGCCUUAGUCGGUGGCUGGAUUGUGACCUUCUUUAACUUCCAAUAUCGUGGAAUGAUUCGUUUCUGUCUGGGUAGUCUUUUAUUUGGCUUCUGUAUGCUGCCAGCAUUCUCCAUACAAUGUCCCAAUGUGCCUUUUGCCGGAGUGUCCGUUGCAUAUUCAAACACAGGAAAUAUUGAAAGAGAUGGAACGUUAGACAGCAAUCUGACCGCAUCUUGCAAUACGGGAUGCGGCUGCUCCACUACAUACGAUCCAGUGUGCGGGACUGAUGGUAUCUUGUACUACUCAGCAUGCUUCGCAGGUUGCUUAGAAACUGGGGAGAUAAACGGAGUGGAAAAGAUGUAUACCAACUGCACAUGUAUUGGUAACUCGACUAUUGACCCGGAGGUGCUUGGAGGCUCGGCAGAGCUAGGUCGCUGUCCCCAAUCGUGUUCGAAAGAAACUCUGUAUAUCUUUCUUACAUUUCUUCAGCUUUUAGGCACCUUUUUAGCCUUGGUCCCGUCCACCAUGGCCUCAAUAAGAUGUGUUUCACACGAUCAGCGUUCGUUUGCACUUGGUAUUCAAUCACUUUGCUUCAGAGCUUUCGGAACAAUUCCCGGUCCUGUUGUGUUUGGCGCCCUCAUCGACCGAGUUUGUGUAUUGUGGCAAGACUCCUGUGACGGCUCGGCCUGCUUAAUUUACGACAACAAACAAUUCGGACUGACGGCACUGUUGCUCUGUAUGAUGCUGAGACUGUUAUCCAUUUUCUUCUUUAUAGGAGCGCUAGCGUUUUAUAAACCAAGUAGCAAUGAAAGGAUAAGUGUGGUAGAUGUGGAUCAAAAUGCAAGAGAGUCAGUUCAUAAAGAUGAUACUGCGUGAUAAUAGCUUUGAAUGAGCAUCUUCAAAAAUAGUAUUUUGUUACGAAUCUGUAUCAAGUAUUUAUAUUUCUAAAUUUGAAAUAAUACACAAUGACCAGCAUGCUUUUCAGUUGAAUUUUUUCAAACGACUAUCUUUGACCAUUUUCUUCUUAUUUUCGUUGAGUCUCAUCCGCAGGAAACGAAAAACGUGAAGGGUUAAAAACAGGAUGAAAACAAAAGUGUGCAAAAUCAACGAAUAAUGUAUUUCUCUCAAUAUUCUUUGUCUUCGAUUUCUGACUUCUUCCACUUUUGAAUAUUGGGACCAAGUGAUGCUUUUGGCCCCAGUGACAUUAUUCUUUUUGAGACUUUUCUAUGCAAACUUAUUGGUAGGAGUGGAAUGAGGCUGAAAGAGAAUCGUAUGAAAAUCGAUUCGACUUUAAAUCUUUUCAGUUUAAGUCGACUAACGAAAAGUUGUCUGUCAACAUGGCGAGAUAAUUAUUAAGCCAAGUCGACAUA
This is a messenger RNA of Lytechinus variegatus (green sea urchin), 3045 nucleotides long. RefSeq names its product solute carrier organic anion transporter family member 4A1-like. Lineage: Eukaryota; Metazoa; Echinodermata; Echinoidea; Temnopleuroida; Toxopneustidae. The record is from RefSeq and is a predicted model, not a curated record. The coding region runs from base 533 to 2551 and encodes 672 amino acids. Gene Ontology annotation, biological process: transmembrane transport; sodium-independent organic anion transport. The transcript is spliced from 12 exons. Gene Ontology annotation, molecular function: protein binding. Gene Ontology annotation, cellular component: membrane.